Molecule: messenger RNA, 2308 nt
Organism: Cricetulus griseus (Chinese hamster)
Lineage: Eukaryota; Metazoa; Chordata; Mammalia; Rodentia; Cricetidae
Source: RefSeq, a predicted model, not a curated record
AUGGAGGGAGAGGAGAAGCCAACUCAAGAGACUGAUAUGGAACCCGUGGUAACAUCAGGGGCCUCAGAAACAGUUCCAAGGGUGCCUUCUGGAGACCCUCAAAACAUCUCUGAUGUCGAUGCCUUCAACUUGCUGCUGGAGAUGAAACUGAAGCGGCGGCGUGAGCGGCCCAACCUUCCACGUACUGUGACCCAGCUAGUGGCAGAGGAUGGGAGCAGGGUAUAUGUGGUGGGCACUGCUCACUUCAGUGAUGACAGCAAGCGGGAUGUAGUGAAGACUAUCCGGGAAGUACAGCCCGAUGUGGUAGUUGUGGAACUGUGUCAGUACCGUGUGUCCAUGCUGAAGAUGGAUGAAAGAACGCUGCUACGAGAGGCCAAGGAGGUCAGCCUGGAGAAGCUGCAGCAGGCUGUCAAGCAGAAUGGGCUCAUGUCCGGACUCAUGCAGAUGUUGCUACUGAAGGUGUCUGCCCAUAUCACUGAACAGCUAGGCAUGGCCCCGGGUGGCGAAUUCAGGGAAGCCUUCAAGGAGGCCAGCAAGGUACCAUUCUGCAAAUUUCACCUGGGUGACCGGCCCAUCCCAGUCACCUUUAAGAGGGCCAUUGCAGCACUCUCCUUCUGGCAGAAGGUCAAGCUGGCCUGGGGCCUGUGCUUCCUGUCAGACCCAAUCAGCAAAGAUGAUGUGGAGCGCUGCAAGCAGAAGGACCUGUUGGAGCAGAUGAUGGCAGAGAUGAUUGGGGAGUUUCCUGACUUGCAUCGAACCAUUGUCUCAGAGCGUGAUGUCUAUUUGACCUAUAUGCUGCGUCAGGCUGCACGGCGCCUUGAGCUUCCCCGAGCCUCUGAUGCUGAGCCCAGGAAGUGCGUCCCAUCUGUGGUUGUGGGUGUCGUUGGCAUGGGUCAUGUGCCUGGCAUUGAGAAGAACUGGAGCACCGACCUCAACAUCCAGGAGAUCAUGACAGUUCCCCCUCCAUCCAUCUCGGGCAGAGUGUCCCGGGUGGCCGUGAAGGCUGCCUUCUUUGGCCUGCUGGGCUACAGUCUGUACUGGAUGGGCCGUCGAACCAUGAACCUGGUCCUAUCACUGCCUGCUGCGCAGUUUUGCCUCCAGAGAGUGAGUGAGGCCCGGCCAGGCCGGUAGGAGGACCAUGGAAAGAAGAGACCACACCCAGGGGCUCUACUCCUCUGCAUCACAUCCGGUGCUCCCGAGGAACUGGCACCACCUGUCCAGGGAUGUCCCUGGGUGCAGAUGCAUCCAAGCCACCCCCUAUGGGGGCCUGGGCUAGGCUUACCCUACCUUCCUUAUGCCCAGCCCACCCAAAUAAAGAAUAUUUAACUGUCUGAGCUCAGGCUUCCCAGCAGCCCCAAACACACACUGUAGGGGCCACCCACGGGCAUCAGGGCCGUCCACAGUGUCAGGACCCAGCAGCCUAAUUUCAGGAGGGCCAGAAGCUGAGAAGAGGCACUAAAGUGCCCCAUGCCUAACCCCAGGGUGGGCCUGGCAAGCUGUUGCUCUACCUACCUCACUGUGCCUUGUGCUCUGGCUGGCAAGAGCAUCUGGCCCUGAGUGCAUCUCACUGUGGGUUUGGGGCCGGCAAGUUUGGGGAGGUGGGUGUCCAUGUAGCUCCUUCCUGUGGGUGUGUAGGGUCUUUGGCUGGCCUGGACAUGCAUGUGGCAUUGCCAGUUGCAUCUCUGCCUGCAGAGAGUCUGUGGUUUGGUUUUUUUGUUUUUUAAUGUCAAAAAGUUUUUUACUCAGGUAAUUUUGACGUCAAAGAAAAAACAAACUCAAGCAAAUACCAGGAAAUACAAGCCUUAAAUCCAGUGAGGACAAAGAAAUCUUUUUAUUUGUAUUUGUGUGCCCCAAGUGGGCAGUGUAUCUUAGAGCGUCAGCUUGCAGAAGGGUCCAAGCCAGCCCCUGCUGGACUCCACAACAGCUCAGUGUGGUGUGGGGCUGCCUCAGAUAUCAGCCUGCUUCCCUGGCUGCCCUUGGUGCCUGGAGGGGCUAGGCCUGAUUCCUGUGGAUUAGGUGGAAUGCCCAAACUGCACUGUGGACAGUAGUGGACCCACCAUGGGCCACAAACCUAGGGCCAUGGUUGGCUUGGGCAUACCUAGCCAUUCACGUGUACAGGCUGUGGCUCCUGGCAUACUAUAUAGCCUGGCAAGACCAAGACCAUUCUGAUUAUCCUUGUGUUGACUGCCAAAUCAAGUGAAACACUGAGCUGGGCAGGGGAUACAGGGCUGGUUGGGCUAUGUACUUCUGUCUCACACUCGUGGAUUCAUUCCCUAGAAAGAAAAAUAAAUUUUAAUUUUGGAAGCUC